UUUAGCAAUGCUGAUACAUAAGAACAAACGAAGUGGCUCGUUUAUGUAUAUUGUAUCAUUUCACAUAUUAUUGGUAGAAUCGUUUAUCUUACCUUUGGCAAAAUGUACAGCGUCUUUUUUAAUCAAGCUGAGAGAAAAUAAUUCGAAUUGACCAGAAUCUGCUUAUAAGUUGAAAACGUGCUGGGGCUAAAAAAAUCAGGUAUAGAUUUGUCUUUGGAACAAACAUCUCUGAUCCGGCGAGAUGGGGAAUCAGCUGGCUGGAAUUGCUCCAUCGCAGAUUCUUUCAGUGGACAGUUACUUCUCUGACAUACAUGAUUAUGAGUAUGACAAAAGUCUGGGCAGUACAAGGUUUUUCAAAGUGGCCCGGGCCAAACAUCGAGAGGGUUUAGUGGUGGUUAAGGUCUUUGCGAUCCAGGACCCUUCACUGCCCCUGACCAGCUAUAAACAAGAGCUUGAAGAGCUGAAAAUCAGACUGCACUCCUGUCAAAACUGUUUGCCCUUUCAAAAAGCCACACUUACUGAGAAAGCAGCCAUACUCUUUCGCCAAUAUGUCCGCGGUAACUUGUAUGACCGUAUCAGUACACGGCCAUUUCUCAACAAUGUGGAGAAGAAGUGGAUUGCCUUCCAGCUCCUCAAUGCCGUGGAUCAGGCCCAUAAAUCUGGUGUACGUCAUGGCGACAUUAAAACUGAGAAUGUAAUGGUAACAAGCUGGAACUGGGUGUUGCUCACAGAUUUUGCUAGUUUUAAACCCACAUACUUACCUGAGGAUAACCCUGCAGAUUUCAACUACUUCUUCGACACGUCCAGGAGGAGAACGUGCUAUAUUGCUCCAGAGAGAUUUGUGGAUGGCAGCAUGUUUGCCACAGAAAGUGACCACACAACUCCACUUAUGGAUCUCUCCAGCAAUAGCCAAAGAACCAGGGGAGAGCUCAAGCAACCCAUGGAUAUCUUCUCAGCUGGAUGUGUGAUUGCAGAGUUGUUCACAGAAGGGGUUCCACUAUUUGAUCUCUCACAGCUGUUGGCUUACCGCAAAGGACAUUUCCAAACCGAACAAGUUCUGAGGAAAAUUGACGAUUGCAGUAUUAGAGAAUUGGUGGCUCAGAUGGUGCAGCGAGAGCCGGAAAAGCGCCUGACAGCUGAAGAAUACCUCAAACAGCAGCGAGGCAAAGCAUUCCCAGAAAUCUUCUACACCUUCCUGCAGCCCUACAUGGCUCAGUUUGCUAAGGAGACCUUCCAGUCUGCUGACGAAAGGGUGUUGGUGAUCCGUAAGAACCUGGAGAACAUCCUCAAUAACCUGUGCAGUGGCAGUCAGGCAGGGAAAGCUGAAAAACAGGAGAAGGCAUCUCAAGGACUUUGUUCUUCUAAGGAGCAUGGGCUGGUGGUGCUAGUGUCAGUGAUCACAUCCUGUCUGCAGACGCUGCGCUUUUGCGACUCCAAGCUGGCAGCGCUGGAGCUGAUUCUUCAUCUGGCGGGCCGGUUGAACGUGGAGAUCCUGCUGGACAGGAUCACACCAUACUUGCUGCAAUUCUGCAAUGACUCAAUGCCACGCGUCAGGGCUGAGGCUGUGCGCACACUGACUAAAGUGCUAGCGCUGGUCAAGGAGGUUCCUCGGAAUGAUGUCAACAUCUAUCCAGAAUACAUCUUGCCUGGGAUUGCACACCUGGCACAAGAUGACGCCACAAUUGUUAGGCUUGCUUAUGCAGAGAACAUCGCCCACUUGGCUGAGACAGCGCUGCGCUUUCUGGAGCUGGUGCAGGAGAAUAAUUUGAGCUCUGAACAAGACCUGAAUGGAGAAGACACAGAAGAAACUCUUCACCCCAAUGAAAACUAUGAUUCAGAGCUGCAGGCCUUGCAUGAGAUGGUUCAACAGAAGGUGGUGACUCUGCUCAGCGACCCUGAUAAUAUUGUCAAACAGACGCUGAUGGAGAACGGCAUUACUCGCCUUUGCGUGUUCUUUGGCAGACAGAAGGCCAACGAUGUACUUCUCUCACAUAUGAUAACCUUCCUCAAUGACAAGAAUGAUUGGCACCUCCGUGGAGCUUUCUUUGACAGUAUAGUGGGUGUAGCUGCAUAUGUUGGCUGGCAGAGUUCCUCCAUCCUGAAGCCUCUUCUGCAGCAAGGCUUGAGUGAUGCUGAGGAGUUUGUAAUUUACAAAGCUCUCAACGCUCUCACUUGCAUGUGUCAGCUGGGGCUACUGCAGAAACCUCACAUCUACGAGUUUGUCAGUGACAUUGCUCCUUUCUUGUGUCACCCCAAUCUGUGGAUCCGCUAUGGAGCCGUGGGUUUCAUCACUGUGGUCGCUCAGCACCUAAACAUCGCUGACGUUUAUUGCAAACUCAUGCCACAUCUCAACCCGUUCUUCACCCAGCCUAUUAUACAGAUUGAUAAGGAGAUUGUGCUGCUCAGUGUGCUGAAGGAACCAGUAAGUCGCUCUAUCUUUGACUAUGCACUGCGCUCUAAAGACAUUGGGAGCCUCUUCAGACACCUGUUGCUCCGGCAAAAAAAACGCAACGGCUCCAUUCCAGAAUGCCCCAUUCCAGAGGAUCCUGCGAUCGCCCAGCUGCUUAAGAAACUGCUUUCACAGGGAAUGACAGAGACUGAGGAAGACAAGCUCUUGGCUCUAAAAGACUUCAUGCUCAAGUCCAACAAGGCUAAAGCCAACAUUGUAGACCAGAGCCACAUGAAUGAUGGAGCUCACAGUGGAGUCAUUGAUCUCGGUAAUCUGGGCAUCAGUGGACGACGGGUGGACCUGAUCAAACCCAAGCAGGAGUCAGAAGACAAGAGAGCUCGCAAACAAACAAAACAAGACUCCAACUUGAACGAAGAGUGGAAGAGCAUGUUCGGUUCUCUGGACCCUCCCAGUUCAGCACAGACUCCACUGACGGUACCUAAUGUUCCGGCUGGAGAGCGCCUGCAAUCUGAGAGUUCCUCACAGCCUCUUAACCUCCCUCAUGUUCUAUCCUCAGCCCAGGUGCAUGAGGGUGGAGCCGUGCAACCCAAGAAAACCACAGCACUCCCCAAUAUUCAGGUGGUACAGUCUUUAACCGGAGUGUCCACGUACCAGCGGCGCAUCACCACAUGCAAGGCAGAGCUGCAGCAGCUGGUGCAGCAGAAGAGAGAGCAAUGCAAUGCAGAGCGCAUGGCCAAGCAAAUGAUGGAGAGUGCAGAGUGGGAGAGCAGGCCUCCGCUGCCAGGGUGGCAUCCAAAAGGUCUACUGGUGGCCCAUCUCCACGAGCACAAAUCCGCAGUAAACCGAAUUCGAGUGUCCGAUGAGCACUCCGUUUUUGCUACAUGCUCCAACGAUGGAACUGUAAAGAUCUGGGACAGUCAGAAAAUGGAGGGUAAAACAACCACCACAAGGUCCGUGCUGACAUAUUCUCGGAUUGGAGGCCAUGUGAGAACACUGACCUUCUGUCAGGGGUCACAUUACCUUGCUGUUGCAUCAGACAAUGGUUCCAUCCAGCUUCUUGCUGUUGAGGCAAACAAGACACCCAAAUCGCCCAAAGUCCAGCCCUGUCAGACCAGGUUCUUGGAUUUGAAGGAUGAGGGCUGUGCGGUGGACGUACAUCACUUUAACUCGGGGUCACAGACAGUGCUGGCUUAUGCCACUGUGAAUGGCUUCUUGGUGGGUUGGGACCUCCGCAGCAACAGCAAUGCUUGGACCCUCCGCCACGACCUGCGUCUGGGCCUCAUCACUUCCUUUGCUGUGGAUAUGCACCAGUGUUGGCUUUGUGUGGGCACAAGCAAUGGCACAAUGGCUUGCUGGGAUAUGCGGUUCCAGCUACCAAUAUCCAACCACUCCCAUCCAGCCCGAGCCCGAAUCAGACGGUUGCUGAUGCAUCCACUCUACCAGUCAUCUGUAAUUGCAGCUGUCCAAGGCAACAAUGAGGUGUCCAUGUGGGACAUGGAGACAGGGGACAGAAAGUUCACCCUGUGGGCCAGCUCUGCACCCCCGCUUUCAGAGAUGCAGCCAUCUCCUCACAGUGUUCAUGGGAUAUACUGCAGCCCUGCUGAUGGCAACCCACUCUUACUUACAGCUGGAUCUGACAUGAGAAUCAGGUUUUGGGAUCUGGCCUAUCCCGAAAGGUCUUACAUUGUCGCAGGCAGUGCCAAUGACUCUCUUCACUGCCCUUCUGUGUUCUACAAUCGUAAGAUCAUAGAGGGAACAGAAGUAGUGCAGGAGAUUCACAGUAAGCAGAAAAGUGAACCCACAGAGGACACACCUCGCCGUGGCCCAGAAUCCCUCCCGGUGGGUCACCAUGACAUGAUUACUGACAUUGCUACUUUUCAGACCACCCAGGGCUUUAUAGUCACGUCCUCUAGAGAUGGUAUUGUCAAAGUGUGGAAAUGAGUGACAUACUAUGCCAUGAUGGUAGAACACAUUAGUAUGUAUGUCCAAAAAAUGUCAAUGUAAAUUUAAACAUAAUGCCAAUUAAUGUAAUUAAGUCUAAUACUAAAAAAAUCAAGUGCAUAAAACAAUGUAAGCCAACAGUUUGUUUUGUGAAUAGUUUGCUUUGUGUGUUUUGGUGUGCAACUGCUUAAUGUGGAUAUGACGGUCAGUUUAGUGACAAUGCAUAAAACAGGCCGAAACCUGUUUAAAGUGUUUGCAGCUCAUGUUCUCACUGGCGCACAAUACAGUAAAUACAUGUAUUAGUGUUGUUGCUGCACGGCAAAUGUGUAUGUGUAGUUGUGCUUUUGGCUUGAUAUAUGAGUGAGAGACAUCUGAACAAUAGGGAACAUAAUCAUUCAUAUAGUCAUGGAUACUGAAUGAAGAUUAGAUCAGAAAAUGCUUCCGUGGUUCAUUUUGCCUCUCACGAAACGUGACGUGAAUAUGUCCAUGACAUAUUUCAUCCCAAAAUCAAAAGGUGAAAAUAAAGCCUUUUUUAGGACUGUUGAUUGUUAGCAAUGUAUUGACAUUUUAACGUUAAUGUCACUUUUAAAUUCUAGUUCACACAAAAAUGAAAAUUCUCUCAUCAUUUAUUCACCCUCAUGCCAUCCCAGAUAUGUGAAUUUCUUUCUUCAGGAGAACACAAAGAUUUUUAGAAAAAUAUGGGCCUAAAUUGUAUUUAGGUCCAUACAAUGCAAGUAAAUGGUGAUCGAAAAAAUCACAUAAAAGUAAUCCAUAAGUAAUCCAGUGGUUAAAUCAGUAUCUUCACAAUCAGUAUAAUAGGUGUGGGUGAGAAACAGAACCAUAUUUAAGUCAUUCUUUUUACUCUAAAUCUCCACUUUCACUCUCUGAUAUGAAAGUGAAACUAAACAGGCACCACAUGUGAUUUUCAGAUGUAAAAGUGAAGGUGGAGAUUUAGAGUAACACAUUUUGUAUCUGUUUCUCACUCACACUUAUUAUAUUGCUUCUGAAGAUAGGGAUUUAACCACUGGAG
Messenger RNA from Xyrauchen texanus (razorback sucker), 5381 nucleotides. RefSeq names its product phosphoinositide 3-kinase regulatory subunit 4-like. NCBI's taxonomy places the organism in Eukaryota, Metazoa, Chordata, Actinopteri, Cypriniformes, Catostomidae. The transcript is spliced from 20 exons. Bases 242 to 4351 code for a protein of 1369 amino acids. Gene Ontology annotation, biological process: autophagy of peroxisome; protein targeting to vacuole; macroautophagy. Gene Ontology annotation, molecular function: ATP binding; protein binding; protein serine/threonine kinase activity. Gene Ontology annotation, cellular component: late endosome; nucleus-vacuole junction; phosphatidylinositol 3-kinase complex, class III, type I. The record is from RefSeq and is a predicted model, not a curated record.